Molecule: messenger RNA, 1065 nt
Organism: Colletotrichum orchidophilum
Lineage: Eukaryota; Fungi; Ascomycota; Sordariomycetes; Glomerellales; Glomerellaceae
Exons: 5
Coding region: 1-1065 (354 amino acids)
Source: RefSeq, a predicted model, not a curated record
AUGUUCCUCCUCUCAGCUUUGGCUGUAGCUGUAUUGCUGUUUUCCGCUUGGAGAUGGAAGUGGCGAUAUGCCACAAAGGCAAAGCUUGCGGUCGCCAGCUCCCAGGAGAAGUCAGAUGAAAAGACUGAUAUAAAACCGUUGAAAGAUUUUGACUGGCAGAAUGUUGAUCCUGCCAAGCACCGGCCAUUCAAGCCAGUCUAUCAUAUUACCAUGGCCAUCCACGCAAGCCCUCCUGAAGACCUCAUCAUUAUAGAUAACAACUAUCUUGAACGAGUUACUGAGCGUCGGCAAAUCCUAGAGAAGCAUAGGUCAAUGGUGGCGGGCGCUGUCCCAGAAGGCAUACCUGCUCUCCAUGAGACCUGGACUUAUCUGCUGUCAGAGUAUCUGCCAAAACGGUAUCCAACUAUGUUCUCCUUAUCCGAAGACAUGACUGAAUUCCAUAAUCACGUCACGAACACAUCGCUACCCCUCACGCCGCCGGAGGACCCGGUGGCUGCGCUAAAGGCUCUGGGAGAGACCGUGGAAGACGAUAUGUUCUUGCUGGUUGAGACAACAGAAGGCCAUCGUGCUGUGGCAUUCGUUUGCUGUCAUCCCGCCGGAUUCGACCCUUCCGAUAAGCUAGGGAAGCUGAUGAAGGACAUCCAUACGCCCGUACCCUCAUACGAAAAGAUUGGUGGCAGCAUGGAACGUUUCUUCAGUCGAUUGCAGGUCGGAAAGAGCUUCAAGCGGAUGAACUGGUCUGUCUCGACCCACGACAACCUUUUCAGUCCAGGCAAUCUGCAUAUCUACGAAGGCGACAAGACAGAAGAGGAUGAGGAUGUUGACAUUACAAAGGCUCGUUUACGCCAAGAACUACAAACCUUGACCAGGCUUCCCAGGACCGGGGCGAUCCUGUUCUCAUUCAAGACGUAUCUCACGCCUAUAGAAGAGGUGAAGAAGGAGGGGUUCGGGCCUGUGCUCGCUGAUGCCAUAGAAGGUCUGAAGACCGGCAAUGCGCCUGGCAUGUGGGUAUACAAAGGGGCAUCGCGUUGGGGAAAGAGUGUCUGUGAGUACCUUCGGUCGUGA